Aspergillus uvarum CBS 121591 is the source of this 495-nucleotide messenger RNA. RefSeq lists its product as uncharacterized. The transcript has a single exon. Lineage: Eukaryota; Fungi; Ascomycota; Eurotiomycetes; Eurotiales; Aspergillaceae. Bases 1 to 495 code for a protein of 164 amino acids. The record is from RefSeq and is a predicted model, not a curated record.
AUGUCUAGCAUUCGUGUGAGAGACAGAUUGAAACAAAAACGUUUCUGGCUGUCUAAGUAUCGGUAUUCUUGUUUCCCCGAAGUUAACGAGGUCGACUAUGUUAUCCAAUCCCAGAGCGGGGCGACAGUCGCCCCCAAUGCUAUGGACCCGCAGAUGCAAGCAGCAAAAAACACCCUGCCAGAGACCACUGAUGAAUUCCGAUCGCGGCUGAAGUCGGAGCUUGACCAGCAUCAGCAAGAGAACCAAUUUUACGGUGUCUGCUACGACCUUCAUUCAGCGCUGCGUACAAAGGCCUCGAAAAUCACACACCAGCUUCUCCUACAGUCCUACUUUGAGCCUGAGACUAUUCCCUGUGGAGAUCCGUUUCUCUAUGAUUCUAUUCGACAAUUGAUCGCUGCGCUCGAUGAGGCCGAGGCCGGCGAGAAAAAUGCAGAGAAUGACUGGAAAAGAUACUGGAACAUCUCUCCAGCAGCGUCGGUACCUGGUUGGAUUUGA